This is a messenger RNA of Sander lucioperca (pikeperch), 2178 nucleotides long. RefSeq lists its product as uncharacterized. The transcript is spliced from 9 exons. The record is from RefSeq and is a predicted model, not a curated record. Bases 122 to 2170 code for a protein of 682 amino acids. Gene Ontology annotation, biological process: immune response. Lineage: Eukaryota; Metazoa; Chordata; Actinopteri; Perciformes; Percidae. Gene Ontology annotation, cellular component: external side of plasma membrane.
GACAGAAGAAGCAGGAAGCAGCAGCAGUUGGUUUGCGGGCUGGCACGGAGCACAAAAUCACGGUCCAACCGGAGGAUAAAACUGAGUUUUUAAAGAAAGAGAAGAGUCUGGUUCCGUGGAAAUGUAUUUCUUCGCAGUGUUUGUCCUUUUGGGGACAGGACUGGCGGUAAACGGCGAGACGCAUUCCCUCACUUACAUCUACACGGCCUUCUCCAAACCUGUCGGACUCCCGGGCAUCCACGAGUUCACAGCCAUGGGUCUGCUGAACGGCAGGAUGAUCGACUACUUUGACAGCGACAACCAGACAAAAGUUCCCAAACAGGCCUGGAUGACAGAGCGACUGCCUGCAGAUUACUGGGAGAAAGGCACCCAGUCCCGCCAGAGCAAGCAGCAGUGGUUCAAAGUCAACAUCGACAUCCUGAAGACACGAAUGAGACAGAAUGACACGGACCUCCAUGUUCUCCAAUGGAGGCACGGCUGCGAAGGUGAAAUGAAGGACGGAGAGAUGACGUUCCUACGCGGCAUUGACAUGUACGGCUACGACGGAAACGACUUCCUGUCAUUCGAUGACGUCAACGGCGUCUGGGUCGCCUCAACUGACGCGGCAGUCCCGACCAAGAGAAAGUGGGACGGAGUCCAGGUCCUAAAAGAAUACACCAAAGGCUACCUGGAGAACGAGUGCAUCAAUUGGUUGGGGAAGUUUGUCAGUUAUGGACAAAAGCAGCUAGAAGAAGCCAUUCCAACAGUGCAUCUGUUUACAAGGAACACCGAAGUUGAAGAAAACAUCCUUUUAACGUGCCUGGCCACAGGUUUCUUACCAAAAGACAUCACUCUGCACAUGAAAAUGAACGGCAGUAUUCUAACUGAAGCGGACGGAGUUGUGUCCUCCGGCGUUCGACCCAAUGGUGACGACACCUUCCAGAGACGAGACAGUGUGGAGAUUUUACGGAGUAACGUGUCUACCUACACCUGUGAAUUCAUACAUCCGGCAUCCAACUUACAUGUUGAGGAGGUGUGGGGGUCACGUACAUCUGACAACAGCAGUUCAGAUCAACCGCUUGAUGCUGUUACUCCCUCCGAGAAGCAUUCCCUCACUUACAUCUACACGGCCUUCUCCAAACCUGUCGGACUCCCGGGCAUCCACGAGUUCACAGCCAUGGGUCUGCUGAACGGCCGGAUGAUCGACUACUUUGACAGCGACAACCAGAAGAAAGUUCCCAAACAGGACUGGAUGAAAGAGCGACUGCCUGCAGAUUACUGGGACAAAGGCACCCAGUCCCGCCGGAGCAAGCAGCAGUGGUUCAAAGUCAACAUCGACAUCCUGAAGACACGAAUGAGACAGAAUGACACGGACCUCCAUGUUCUCCAGUGGAUGCACGGCUGCGAAGGCGUAAUGAAGGACGGAGAGAUGACGUUCCUACGCGGCGUGGACAUGUACAGCUAUGACGGAAACGACUUCCUGUCAUUCGACGACGCCAACAGCGUCUGGGUCGCCUCAACUGCCGCGGCAAUCAUGACCAAGAGAAAGUGGGACGGAGUCCAGGUCCUAAAAGAAUACACCAAAGGCUACCUGGAGAACGAGUGCAUCGAAUGGUUGGGGAAGUUCUUCAGUUAUGGACAAAAGCAGCUACAAGUAGCCAUUCCUCCGAAGGUGCACCUGUUUACAAGGAACACCAAAGUUGAAGCAAACAUCCUUCUGACGUGCCUGGCCACAGGUUUCUUACCAAAAGACAUCACCCUACGCAUGAAAAUGAACGGCCGUAUUCUAACUCCAGUGGACGGAGUUGUGUCCUCCGGCGUUCGACCCAACGGUGACGACACCUUCCAGAGACGAGACAGCGUGGAGAUUUUACGGACUGACGUGUCUACCUACACCUGUGAAGUGAUCCAUCAGGCAUCCAACUUACAUGUUGAGGAGGAGUGGGAUCAUAAAGUUCCUGAGGUCUCUAGAGGAAGCAUUGGUGGGGUGAUUGGAGCCGUGAUCCUUGUCACGGUCGGGGUUGGCACGGCACUGCUGUUUAUCUUGUAUGGAAGAGGAAUAAUUGGUAGGUGCAAUGUAACUAUUGUCCUCUUUAAACACCAACAACAUACCAAUGGAGUAGCGCUGUCAAUUAGAGAUGCACCGAUUGACAAGCUGGUGAUUGGCCGAUUUUCACGUGAUCGGCCAUGACCGGCGAC